This is a messenger RNA of Hemiscyllium ocellatum (epaulette shark), 4824 nucleotides long. RefSeq names its product protein shisa-like-1. Lineage: Eukaryota; Metazoa; Chordata; Chondrichthyes; Orectolobiformes; Hemiscylliidae. The coding region runs from base 670 to 1293 and encodes 207 amino acids. The transcript has 6 exons. The record is from RefSeq and is a predicted model, not a curated record.
AGAAACAGCCAAGAGGGAUGUACUCAGGUGAGGUUGUGGAAUAACAGCUGUGUGGAGACAGACUGCCCAAACAGAACAGACUUACACAUCUGCACUUGAAAGGAAGGAGAGAGAGAGAGAGAGAGUGCACUGGCUCUGAGGGAUUGGGAAGAACGAAAUGUUGGAACUGGUUGCUCUCGCCUGACCCCCGACCCUAGCAUUGGUGCCAGCCUCGUCUGUGUCAGGUUGGAACUGCUAAUGACAGCAUUAAACCUCUGAGCUCAGAUGUAAAGGCUGUCCAUUUGCUUUUGCAUCGCCUUUGAUCUGAAUAUGGACUAGAAUGGAUUAACAAGACCACUGGGGAGAACAGUCAGUUACAAAAAAGAAACAUUAAAACAUAUUUCAAAAAUUUUAUUGAGAUUAUAUGCCGGACUGCAAUAAAGCACCAGCCCUGGUUAUAAUCAAGCAACUGCUAACAGGGAAGGAAAUCUGCCAUCCUCAUCUGGUCGGGCUUUCAUGUGAAUCCAGACCCACAGCAAUGGGUUUGACCCUCAACUGCCCUACACAAAGGCCGGUCGUGUCCCUGGACAAUGCUUGACGAACAGCAAAAAGAAUGAUGGCUGGCCAUGUUGGCAGACUCUGUUAAGGGGAUAACUCUGUAGCAACAGUCACAUGAAAGCAAAUUGAAAAAUGAUCAGCUUGUGCCUGCAGUCCAUCACCGUGGCAACAGUCGUCUUUCUGUUGCUUACAACAGCAGUAACCUCAGCACAUUUCCGUGUUUGUGAGCCUUACGCAGAUGUCAAAGGGCGCUACCACUUCGGCUUCCAUUGUCCUCGUCUUUCGGACAGCAAAAGCUACAUGCUGUGUUGUCAUCACAACAGUACGACCUUUAAGUAUUGCUGCAAUGAGACAGAAUUUCAGGCAGUCAUGCAGCUCAACAUGACGGGACAGGCAGAGGGCUACAUGCACAAUAACUACAGUGCACUGAUUGGAGUAUGGAUUUAUGGGUUUUUUGUCCUAAUCCUGCUUGUACUGGACCUUCUCUACUACUCUGCCAUGAAUUAUGAGAUCUGUCAAUUUUACUUGUCUAAGUGGGGAAUCCGAGGCAGCUGGCUGAAGCAGGAUGAGGGCCAGUGGAACAGUUCUACUCAGGCCCAGGCCCAGACUCAGGCCCAGGCACAGGCCCAGGCCCAGGCUCCAGCCCAGCCCCAGUCCCAGGCUCCAGCUCCAGCUCCAUCACCAUGGCCCAUGCAGAUGUUGAAGGCAGAUGCUCCGAGUCCAGUCUUGAUGUCUUUUCAAAGUUCAACUGCAUGAUGCAGAAUAGUGCCUGGAUAUCGCGAGAAGACAAGAGGGAACCAUUGAAAUACAGCAAGAGGAUCAUCUCAGUGACACAUCUGUAGAGUGAAGUAGCUGAUAGAGGACAUGGUGCUUGAUCUUGAUCCUGACUGUACAGAUAUUCCCAAAAUGGACUGAACUAGUAGCUCAUGUGAUUGAGUAUCUGGUAACUGAGUGCAAAAUUGGGAAACGUGUUUACUCAACUGAAUGUGACGUGUAAGCAAUAGUCUUCAUGUAGAACAAAAACACAGUAAACUGUGUGCACUCCAAAAUAUUCACCAUUACCUUGUCAUUAGUGUUCCUCAAGGCUGUGCAGAGUUAUAUUUCCAUACCCAGGGCACACACACCAUCUCUUUACCAAAUUUCUCAUUGCAUGAUAAAUGAACACUAGCUGGGUAAAAUAUUCUCUGAGGACUCACGUAACUUCUGGUCUGUAUCAGUUUACCUCUCACUCUCUGAUAUUACAAAAUGACUUCAGCCUUGGAACACAUUUUGGAAUAUCUCUGUUUUAAUCAUCUAUAAUUUGUAUUUUUAAAUUUGCAGCUUUACAUUUCGUUGCGUUUUGCAUGAGCUUCAUUCUGUUGCCACUGAGUGGAACCAUGGCAAUAUUCGAUGACAGGAAGAAUUGUUCUUGCUGUCAGCUGACAGGAACAGAGUUUUGACUGAAAUGUUACGCCCUGUUUCUGUUUUACAGAAUUCCUAGAGUGAGGGCUGAAUUAUAGAAUAUUUUCUUAUACAAUCAUGGUUAAGACAUACUUUAGUGACUUGCCAUUCAAAUAUAUUGAUCCAAAAUCAAGAAGUGGUCCAAUAACUCUGGAAAUUAUUAUUUAUAAGUUAAAGUGUAGAUACUUGUCCUGGGUGAUGGUGAUGGAAGUGGAUGAUCAGGUGCCUAUUAAUCCUACAGCUGAUUGCUAUCAGUGGAAUUAAACACUAAGUGCUGAAUAUAACAGGCGGCUGAUCUAAUAAUUCCUCUUUUUGUUUUUGCACCACUGCUUAAGACAAAUGAUAUAUUUUGGGGUGGCACAGGCACUGGUUAGCCGUGUUGCCUCACAGCACCAGGGCCCCAGGUUCGAUUCCAGCCUGGGCCAACAGUCUGUGUGGAGUUUGCAGAUUCUUCCCAUGUCUCUGUGGGUUUUCUCCGGGUGCUCCAGUUUCCUCCCACAAUCCAAAGAUGUGCAGGUCAGGUGAAUUGACCAUGCUAAAUUGCCCAUAGUGUUAGGUGCAUUAGUUAGCGAGAAAUGGGUCUGGAUGGGUUACUCUUCGGAGGGUCGGUGUGGACUGGUUGGGCUGAAGGGCCUAUUUCCACACUGUAUGGAAUCUAAUCUAAUCUCCCUUAUCUAAUUUGUCAACUGUCUUCAGCUACCCAUUGUCCCGAUCUCUCAACACUGCCCUGAACUCUUGUCUUUCCUUAAACUCAACCAGCCCGGACUCAACUUUUACAUUGUCCAUACUGCUCAGGUUUCCACAAAUACAUUUAUCCAAAUGCAAUUCCAUUUAAAAACCUAAGGCAGAAAUUAACUCAAAAUCUUAAAGACUCUGUAAUCUUAUUAUAUUGCCACUAAUCUCCCAGGCAAAGUUGGAGACAGCAAGAUUUAAUUUAGAACGUAUAUUGCUGGUGGUUCAUGUAAUGGGUAUUUCAUCCAGACUGGAAAGUCAUAUACAGUAGUCAAGGCCCCUCCUAUUAACUCAGUAGCUUCUGUCUGAGUCAGCUGACUUGAAUCAGUGAUUGACGGCCAAAAAGACAAAGUACAAAAAUAAGGUACACUGUCUUGAUAAGAAAAAGGACUAUCUGUUUGAAUAACAGUGAAUUGUGUCAAUGAAAUAUUUUGAUAAUAUUGCCCUUCAAAUCCAAAAUAGCAAGGAAGUGAAUGAAGCAAACCUGAAUUUAAUCAGCCCAUUGUUCAUUGGUGGAAAGCGUAUGGUUCACACAUAAGUGAACCAUAGAAUGAAACACUAGAUGUGUUGACUGAAGUACAAACCCUGAUAAACCAGCAGCACCUACUCUCGUUCCUGUUAAUGUGACUUACCUGGGGUGUUCAGUAAUGAUAAUAGGACAUGAUCAGUCGAUCACUGAAGAUCUAAAACAAAAUCAGCAUUGUGUGAUAAAGUGUAUAACCACUUUGUGGUUUUCAGCUGUGGUAGCAUUGUACUGGUUCAGCAUCAGGGAUUAGCCAUUAGUUGGUCAUAAGCAGCAGAAAAUAUUUCAUUGUGGACCUGACAGAAAAGAAAAUAUUUGCAAGGGCUUUAGUGAUCUGGUCAUAGGAAUUGAUCACUCCGUGUUCUUAUUGUAAAAUAUGUGAUCUGCCUGGAUGGACAAGAAAUACAUAAAAUGGGAAUGGAGAAAAUAUUUUUUAAAACAUCAUCAAACAAAAAAAAGGUGGGAAGAAAGAAGAGUGAAGAAUAGAAGGGUGCAAUAUAUAGCAAUGUUGUCCAAACAACAAUGUUCUACCCCUCAUAAUAUCUAAAUCAGAUAAUUCGGAAUAUCUGAAUCAAUGACAUGCAAUUCAGAACCAACAUUUUCCCCACUUAUCCUGGAUCAGCAACUCAGGAAAAGACAAUGAUGUUGAUUUUUGGGCAUAGAGUUCCAGACCUGACCAGUCUCAUUGGGUAAUGUCCUUUAAAAAUGUGAUGCUUUAAUCCUCAACUGAAGUCCGUAUUUUCUGCAUUUAAUGCAUAGAGCAGACAUUGACAUUUCAAAGAUGAUCAACCAUUGUAGUUGGUAUUUAAUGAAAUCAAAUAUAACACAGCAUCAACUUCACUAAGCUAUCAUCAAUAAUUGUUUAUCAUUGUCAUUUAUUCAUGUAUUUACUAUCCCCUACCUGUAAUGAACAUAAAUCUGUGAAGUGCAAUUGUCGUGUUGCAGUUCAUGUGUGGGGUGGUGGAAUGCCUUCAGAUGUAAAAUAUUAACCAUGGGAGUGCCAUCCAUGCAUUCUCUAUGGUUACCUCAAGGUUUUAUAUGGAAGGAUUGAAAUUAACUUUGCACUCCCUUUAAGCAGGAACAGUUGAGAAAUGAUUCGACAGUGUCUCACAUCAGUCAUGUCAUAUUCAGUGUUUGUGAAGUAGUCUGAGCUUUAAGCAGUACACACCAGAUAUACAAUACCAUGCUGUGGAGAACACUGUGUAGCUUUCGCUAAGUAUUGUGGUCAGUUGACCAUGAGUGUACAGAUACUCAGUAAUGGUACAGUGUUAGGCGUAUGAACUGGGUUCUGUGUCCAAGUAUAUUAUAUUGUAUCUGAUGUAUACAAAUGUCACAAAGUGUAACAACAUGGGACAUAACAGUGCCAAGACACAAAUGUCUUGAAUUAGAUUAUUUAUUUCAAUGUGUAUGUGUUUGCAUUUGUCAAACUCACAGUUUUAAUGGGAAACAGAAACAUUGUACACUGACAAUCUGUUUUUGCGAUAGACUGCUUAAAUAAACACAAGUUAAGUGAAUAUAUCCAUUAAAGUGACAAGAUAUUGUAAACCUGGAGCAAUUUUGUCUCUAGUCCCAAUGCAUUCAUACCUGUCAAC